AUGGCGCAAGUCAAGAUGCUGAAGAGAUCUCAAGACGCAGUUUCGUGUUCUAGCUGCAAACAACGCUAUGACUUGAUCGAAGCGCUGGACCAGCACCUGGAGACAUCACUGACGGGGCGCCGCAUCUGUCCCAGAACCCAAGCACCGGCAUUGAUCGUUUGCAUCGGGUGCGAACGCGACUUCCCCAGUAUCCAAGAUCUCAAACAGCAUGUUCAGAACUCCUUCUUGCACCACCCAGAGCUCUCCAAACCCACUGGUCGUGUUGUUUUCGUCGGCCGACUUCCUGCCAAUGUCAGAGAACAUGAUGUUGUAAACACAUUGUUUGAGGGCUUCAUUGUUGAGACUACAUCCAUGCGCACACAUUGUCCUCACUUUGACAACUUCGCCUUUGUCACUUUGACGACAACCGCGGAGGCCAAUCGUGCUGUCAAGGAACUUCACAAAAGCGACUCUUCGACCAGAAAGUUGUCGUUUCGCUGCAGCGCUCUAAGGAAGAUUCUGCAACUAAAUUCUCUGGUCCUACCACAAGCUACGCCUGCCUAUGUACAGCCUACGUCCCCACCCUUUGACCCUCGAACACCUGCUUUCCUUUACAACCCCAAUUCCCCUGCUGUCUAUAACCAAUCCUACCCAAGUCUGUCUUACCAUCCUCCAUCUCCUGUCAGUUAUGGACAUCCUGCUGCGAUCGCUCCAUUCAGACCUGCUCCUGUCAAUCACAAUUCCAAGGUUCAAUCCGCACCAACCUUUGUGCCCGGUGGUGUGUUGCCGGCGACCCAGCAUCUCCCACAACAAGCUACAGAGCAACGUCCACGUCGCCAGCGUGGUCGACUCUGGAACUUCAAUGCUUCGUCCCAACGUGAAUGCCAAAAGACUACAAUCGUCCGGACCCCCACACCUGGCACCACUUCAACAUUCUGUAUCACUUCAAGCACGGAACCUUCGUACUAUGGCAACCGGAGAAAGCCUCCACUUGACUCAUCUGGUCCUGUCUCGGAAGCCAGAGCCUGGACAUCGUUCCGCGACGUUGACAAGGAGAUGGUUAAGAAAACAGCUGCCAUAAAGGCAGAGGAAGAAGCUAGAGCACAAGCUGCUGUCGAUGAGGACAAAGGAAAAGCUGCUCGCGAUGAUGAUAAGCGGGUUGAGGCUGUCCACACCAUGGCCAUGCCGACUUUGGUGCCCACUCCCAUCAACGAGGUUCCGGACGAGCUGCAAAUGUACAGAGGUCCUUCUGCUGGCAAGAAGCGCAAAGGGGUGCAUGGAAAAUGCUUGACUGAGGAGAUGCACAAACAUAAC
This is a messenger RNA of Aureobasidium musti, 1293 nucleotides long. NCBI's taxonomy places the organism in Eukaryota, Fungi, Ascomycota, Dothideomycetes, Dothideales, Saccotheciaceae. The record is from the annotation of a GenBank genome assembly.